ACAGGAGGAAGAAAACAAUUUCAACUCAUAAUUUUUCUCUGCUUGUUGAAUAUCAGCAGUUUUGUUGUUCCAGUCAGAGGAUUUGCAAUGAAGAAUUGCAAAAUCAGUUACAAUAUUGCCAUAUGCGCCCAGAAUAAACUCAGAGCUGUUCCUCGAGAUAUUCCCUCGACAGUAGAGGGUUUUGACUUGUCUGCAAACAAAAUUUCAAGAGUACAAAUAUCAGAUUUCAAAAAUCUACCAGUUUUGACAAAAUUAGAACUAAAUCGCAACUUCAUUUCGCAGAUAGAUGGCGGCGCCUUUGCCAAUCUGAUUUCCCUCAAGAAGUUAAAUCUAAAUAAUAAUAAACUUGUUGAACUCAGAGAGGAUCUUUUUAAUGGUUUGAGCAACCUCACCGAGCUCAGGAUUACUAGUAAUCGCAUCAGAGCUGUGGCGUCCACGUCUUUCAAGUCCAUGAUAAGCUUAAAGUUUCUGGACAUU
Molecule: messenger RNA, 477 nt
Organism: Seriola dumerili (greater amberjack)
Lineage: Eukaryota; Metazoa; Chordata; Actinopteri; Carangiformes; Carangidae
Product: leucine-rich repeat and immunoglobulin-like domain-containing nogo receptor-interacting protein 1-B
Exons: 1
Molecular function (GO): protein binding
Source: RefSeq, a predicted model, not a curated record